Messenger RNA from Perognathus longimembris pacificus (Pacific pocket mouse), 1172 nucleotides. RefSeq names its product forkhead box F1 (gene Foxf1). Gene Ontology annotation, molecular function: RNA polymerase II cis-regulatory region sequence-specific DNA binding; DNA-binding transcription factor activity, RNA polymerase II-specific. NCBI's taxonomy places the organism in Eukaryota, Metazoa, Chordata, Mammalia, Rodentia, Heteromyidae. The record is from RefSeq and is a predicted model, not a curated record. Bases 7 to 1155 code for a protein of 382 amino acids. Gene Ontology annotation, biological process: animal organ morphogenesis; regulation of transcription by RNA polymerase II. Gene Ontology annotation, cellular component: nucleus. The transcript is spliced from 2 exons.
CACCCGAUGUCCUCGGCGCCCGACAAGCAGCAGCCUCCGCUGGGCGGAGGGGGCGGCGGCGGAGGGGGCGGCGGCGGCGGCGCGGCCAUGGACCCCGCGGCGUCCGGCCCGGCCAAGGCCAAGAAGACGAACGCGGGCAUCCGGCGGCCCGAGAAGCCGCCGUACUCGUACAUCGCGCUCAUCGUCAUGGCCAUCCAGAGCUCGCCCAGCAAGCGGCUGACGCUCAGCGAGAUCUACCAGUUCCUGCAGAGCCGCUUCCCCUUCUUCCGCGGCGCCUACCAGGGCUGGAAGAACUCGGUGCGCCACAACCUCUCGCUCAACGAGUGCUUCAUCAAGCUGCCCAAGGGCCUGGGCCGGCCCGGCAAGGGCCACUACUGGACCAUCGACCCGGCCAGCGAGUUCAUGUUCGAGGAGGGCUCGUUCCGCCGGCGGCCCCGCGGCUUCCGAAGGAAGUGCCAGGCGCUCAAGCCCAUGUACAGCAUGAUGAACGGCCUGGCCUUCAACCACCUCCCGGACACCUACGGCUUCCAGGGCGGGCCCGGCGGCCUCUCCUGCCCGCCCAACGGCCUGGCGCUGGACGGCGGCCUGGGCGUGAUGAACGGCCACUUGCCGGGCAACGUGGACGGCAUGGCCCUGCCCGGCCACUCGGUGCCCCACCUGCCCUCCAACGGGGGCCACUCGUACAUGGGCAGCUGCGGGGCGGCGGCGGCGGCCGGCGAGUACCCGCACCACGACGCCUCGGUGCCCGCCUCCCCGCUGCUGCCCGCGCCCGCCGGCGGGGUCAUGGAGCCGCACGCCGUGUACUCGGGCUCGGCCGCCGCCUGGCCGCCCGCCGCCUCCGCGGCCCUCAACAGCGGCGCCUCCUACAUCAAGCAGCAGCCCCUGUCCCCCUGCAACCCCUCCGCCAACCCCCUGCCCGGCGGCCUCUCCACGCACUCCCUGGACCAGCCCUACCUGCACCAGAACAGCCACGGCGCCCCGGCCGACCUCCAAGGCAUCCCGCGCUACCACUCGCAGUCGCCCAGCAUGUGCGACCGGAAGGAGUUCGUGUUCUCCUUCAACGCCAUGGCGUCCUCGUCGGUGCACGCGGCCGGCGGCGGCUCCUACUACCACCAGCAGGUCACCUACCAGGACAUCAAGCCCUGCGUGAUGUAGGCGCGGCCGGCCCCGCC